AGUGAUAAAGAAGCACAACAUGAGGAUGAUUUGCAAUCAGUUGAAAAAAGAAUCAUACCAUGACGCAUGUUCACAAGAUGUGGUUGGUCAGGUGGAUCCUACAAAAGAUGCUAAUGAUGUUGGUUCACAUGAGGUGGAUCCUACAAAAGAGAGACAUGAUGCUGGUUCACAUGAUGGUGUUGGUCAGAGAGAUGGGCCACUUAAUGAAGCUGAAGCACAACAUGGUGAAGAUAAAUCUCAAACAGUUGGCCAGGAGGAUGAACAACUUCUGAGAGG
Messenger RNA from Striga hermonthica, 276 nucleotides. Lineage: Eukaryota; Viridiplantae; Streptophyta; Magnoliopsida; Lamiales; Orobanchaceae. The record is from the annotation of a GenBank genome assembly.